This is a messenger RNA of Lycium barbarum (goji berry), 1434 nucleotides long. RefSeq lists its product as uncharacterized. The record is from RefSeq and is a predicted model, not a curated record. The transcript has 2 exons. The coding region runs from base 1 to 1434 and encodes 477 amino acids. NCBI's taxonomy places the organism in Eukaryota, Viridiplantae, Streptophyta, Magnoliopsida, Solanales, Solanaceae.
AUGCUAAGAAAAUGUCCACAUCAUGACAUUGCUGAACAUAUGCAAUUGUAUAUUUUUUAUCAUGGGCUAAAACCUUCUUCUCGAAAUGUGAUACAUGCAGCUGCAGGAGGUUCCAUUAUGGGAAAAACCAUAGAAGAAGCUUUUCAAAUGAUGAAUGAAAUAUCUGAAAAUGCCAUUCAAUGGUCAUCUGAUCGUGCAAUCAAUAAGAAAGUUGCUACUGUAAUUCAAGCAGAUGCUUUAAAUACACUAACUCAACAAAUUGCUUCUUUGGCACAAAAGUUUGAAUCUUUUCAGGAGAAUAAACAACAGCCAAGCCAAGCUGAGGCCUGUGACAUAUGUGGAGGAAACCAUCUAAACCAUGAAUGUCAAGAAAGCAACCAAAAUGAUGAGCAGGUUAAUACCAUCGGAUACAAGCCAUACCCUUUUGGUAGUCCAUUGGCACAAAAACAUCCAGGCUUUCAAUGGAGCAAUCCAAAUGGUGCUGAAAACUCCCAAAGCUUUCAAAAGCAACAGGUACAUGGUCCACCUGGAUACCAGAAUCAAAAUCGCGAGCCAUCAAAUUUCGGACCAUAUCAACAAAUAACUCCAUAUCAGCAGAGGCCGCAACAAGCACAUACGAAUCUUGAUGACCUUUUGUACAAGUACAUCAAAUCCACUGAUGAAAAAAUGGAAAGUCAAAAUUCAGCUCUAAAAAGUUUGGAAAUUCAGUUAAGCCAGUUGGCAACUCUUGUGUCCGAAAAGAUUCAAGGUCUCUUACCAAGCAAUACACAGAAAAAUCCAAAGGAGCACCUUAAAGCCAUCGCUUUACGGUCAGGUAAGAACCUUGAUGAACCUUACAAGGACAUCCAAAAAAAGAAUCAAUCAUUACAACAGAGAGAAAAUCUUGAUAGUCAAUUUGCCAAGUUUUUGGAUACUUUAAAACAAAUUCACAUUAAUAUUCCUUUUACUGAUGCUUUAUUACAAGUGCCUUCAUAUGCCAAGUUUCUCAAAGAAAUUUUGUCAAGCAAAAGAAAACUGGAAGAAGCUUCUGUGGUAGUACUUACCAAAAAAUGUAGUGCUAUACUUCAAAACAAACUACCACAAAAGCUCGGGGAUCCAGGUAGUUUUACAAUUCCAUGCACUUUAGGAGGAGUAUAUUUUGAAAAAUCACUUUGUGACUCUGGGCCUUCAAUAAAUCUAAUGUCGUUUUCUAUUUUUAGAAAAUUGGAUCUUGGUAAAAUAAAAACCACAAGUGUUUCUCUUCAGUUUGCAGAUCAAAGUACUAAAAAACCUAAGGGAAUAAUUGAAAAUAUUCUUGUAAGAGUUGAUAAAUUUGUUUUCCCUGUGGAUUUUAUAGUACUUGAAAUGCAGGAAUGUCCUGAUGAACCGAUAAUUUUGGGUAGACCAUUUCUUGCUACAGGAAGAGAAAUCAUAGAUGUCCAUCAAGGACAAUAA